Molecule: messenger RNA, 6896 nt
Organism: Motacilla alba alba
Lineage: Eukaryota; Metazoa; Chordata; Aves; Passeriformes; Motacillidae
Gene: TMEM255A
Product: transmembrane protein 255A
Exons: 9
Coding region: 282-1250 (322 amino acids)
Source: RefSeq, a predicted model, not a curated record
AGAUCUCCCAGAGGCGGGACCGGAGCUCUGCGCUCUCCGGAGACGGGGCGGGAGCUCCGUCCCUCCCUCCCCGAGCCCCCUGGGGACAGGCCUCUGCGCUGCUUCCAGCGAGCUGGCCCCGGCCGGAGCCGCACGUCGCCGCUCGCUCGCGGGGAGCCGGGGCGGCCGCGGGCGGGGCGGAGCGAGGCGCAGGCGCGGCGGGGCCGGUGCCGGUGCCGGUGCCGGUGCCGGGGCUGUGCCGCCGCCGUGGCCCGGCGGGCUGCGGCGGGAGCGGCGGCAGCAUGCGGCAGUCCCUGACUCAGCAGCGCCCGGCCGGCGUGGCCCUGCCCGACUCCGUGGGGUCGUUCAAUAGAAGAAAAAGAAAUUCCCUCUACGUAACUGUGACUCUCCUCAUUGUGUCAGUAUUAAUUCUAACGGUGGGCCUAGCUGCUACAACAAGAACCCAAAAUGUGACUGUUGGAGGUUAUUACCCAGGGGUUAUUCUUGGUUUUGGGUCGUUCCUUGGAAUAAUCGGAUCAAACUUGAUAGAAAACAAAAGACAAAUGCUGGUCGCAUCGAUCGUCUUCAUCAGCUUUGGUGUCAUCGCCGCGUUCUGCUGCGCCAUUGUAGACGGUGUCUUUGCUGCCAGACACAUCGAUCUGCGGCCGCUGUACGCGGGGCGAUGCCAGUACUACUCCAAGAGUACCACCCCACCAGAGGCGGUCUGUCACCCGCAGCGCCGUGCCCCCUGCACGCCGAAAAUAAAAACCAAUACCUGCUUCUGCUGUGACCUGUACAACUGUGGGAAAGUAGAGAUUUCUGGAGGGUACUAUGAGUACAUUGAUGUCAGCAGCUGCCAGGACAUCAUCCACCUUUACCACUUGCUCUGGUCGGCAACAAUUCUGAACAUAGUCGGGCUGUUCCUGGGGAUCAUUACAGCAGCAAUUCUUGGAGGCUUUAAAGACAUGACUCCUUCCCUCCCUACGCUGAACUGCAGUGUUGAAAAUGCACACCCUUCAGUGACCUACUACUCCAGGCCACAAGUGACAUCUUACAACUCCUACUACCACAGCACUCCUCACCUGCCUCCCUACUCUGCUUAUGACUUUCAGCAUUCCAGCGUGUUUCCAGCCUCCACUCCUUCUGGCCUCUCCGAUGACCCCCAGUCCCUGUCACCAUCUCCCAGCUAUAUGUGGGCCUCUAAUGCACCCCCUCGUUACUCACCGCCCUAUUUCCCACCUUUUGAGAAGCCACCACCGUACACGCCAUAAAGAACGUGGGAAAGAAGAAAAAACAUAUUUGCCAUCGAAAUAAGUGUGAACAUUUUGUAUUUGUAUUUUACUGUGGGAGGGAGCAGGAGAAUACAGAAUAUCAUUGCAAAUAAAAAUAUUAGAUUGGACUGUCCUUUUUUGCGAGACGUACUUCAGAAGUUUUAACGAUGGCCUGUGACAAAGGGGACAGACUUCUGAUGUUUUAAUGAGUCACUGAGUAGCAGCUGACCUAAAUUUCAGCCUCUUUGGUUCAUGUAGUCCUUGAUUUUUAAUCAAGUGAUCCAACACAUCCAACAGAUGACAGAUUCUGGUCUGCCUUACUCCAUCUUGUGCCAAGCUGCAGUAAGGGUAGCCAAGAUCAAUAGUUGCUAGAGAUUAUCAGUCUGUUUGAGGUGAGGGUGCUUGCAGACAGCACCACUCAGCACUGGUUUUGUUUGGCCUUUGGGCUCCAGUUGCUGGGAUUCUGGCUGGGAGGACACAGGACCUAGCUCACAUCACUUGUUGGCCCAACACACUGGAAAAAUUUUGGGGGGAACCGUGACAGUGCCUCAAAAUGUAACCCUGUUGAAAAGGAUAACAUCAUAGGAUAGCCUCGAGCAUGUGUAACAAAUUAAUCAGAAUAUUGCUUUUUUGAGGGGGGGGGCAAGCUGUUUUUAUUUCAGGUUGCUUCUUAAGAUAAAAGAUGAAAUGGAGUUGUCUCUCUCUGAAUUCUGUGUAAGUAAUGCUGAAGUCAAACAGUUUGGGUGGUUGCACUGCCUAAAUUGUCCUUGUAUUCCUCUAAAAAACAUUAGGAACCGUCUACAAGUCACUGAAACAGUGCAGUAAAAAUGUUAUUUAUUAAUUUGUUUAUGUUUUCUGUGGUUGGGAAUUUCUUUUUAAGCUUGUACUUUUAACUUUUUUAAUGGACUGAAUCAGCACCCUGAAUAAGCACUAGUUCAGUAGCUGUACUAUGGGCUGCACAUAAGGAAUAUCCACUACUAGUUCUCCCAGAUAUAAGUCUCACACGGAUGAAAUUCAACACCCUGUAAUAUAGGACAAAACUGAGGAAUUUGCAAUUACUGUUGUGACUUUCAUUUUAUCUUCAGCUGAUGACUGUGCUGAUUGAUCUAGAUUCCAGCAGAUUUUGCAUGCAUCUUGCAUAACAAAAUGUCAGCUUUGAAAUGUGACACACUGACCUCUAAAGUGUGGUUCUACUGCAGGAAGUGAUUUCAGAUGACAGUGUUCGGAUCUGACCUGCUCAACCUGAGCGUUCUCAACAGCUUACUUCAGGGAUAAAAGCAACAUUAACAUCUUACUCCUUAUUUCCUAAAGAUAUCAUUUCCUUGGCAUUGAUUUUUUGACCCUAAUCCUCAGUUGCCUUCCUUUAUUUGCAACUGAUGCAGACAAAAAGGUACCUAAAAGUUAAACCUGGCUUUCAGAAUCAAAACGGCAUACGUGAUGGUGGGUUGGGGGAGAAUCCAGUUGGAUUUUACACUGUGGCACCUACUUUUAAUCUAUAAAAAAAAAAUUCAAAUGCUGUCAACAUGAAAAACAAACACUGAAGUCUCUGAUCUCACUUUUCAAAGUACACCCACACUUUAUAAUGCUGUUUUUAAUCCUAUGCAUUUGCAAAGCCUUUAGGCUAGACUAUGUAUUAACUUCAUCAUUUCCACUGUCAAAUACUAAUCAGUAUAUUAGUUCAUUAAAGAAUGACACUUUAUCCAGAAGCAAGCGUGGCUUUUCUCCAGUAAGAAGGGAAAAUAAACAGGACAAAGGAAUGCAGCUCACAGGAUUUAAAGCAGUAGUGUAUGUAGAACAUAACCUGGUGGUAUUUUGUUUUACUAUAGAAUGUUGAAGUGCAGCUCCUAUAAAUUUGUGUACUGGAACUAAAUUUAUAUACUGGGGCACCCUCCAUUUUAUAUUACAUUUUAUUGAAUUAAAGAGAUAUAAAGAAUCUCUUGAUAAAGUGAUCGUGAGCAAUUUCAAAACUGACAGUACUUCUCUUGAUAAAACUCCCCACAAAACUAGAAUCAGAAGGGCAUGUUAAUUUAGUACCAGAAAACGUUUCAUUGCUUUAUCUUUGAAAUAAAAGCCAACAGUCCUGUCCCACUUCUGACAAACACUGUACCAUUUGUGCCUGUCAACUAAAUAGGGCUAGAAGGACUAGGGGACACCACAGGACAGGACUGAACAUCCUGAAGAGAACAUAACUUAGUGGCAGAGAAACAAUUAGGAGAUGAAUCGUGUCAUUGGUUUUGAGUUGAAAAAUACUAACCUUAGGAAAUUAUCCAAAUUCUCUUUUUUUUUUUUUUCCUAAGGAAUAUUUUAGCAAAAAGUACAUUGCUGCUUUAAAUUCACUAUAAAAGGACAAGUACAUUUUCACAUUAAAAAACUUACUGGUGGUACCUUCUGUUGAAUUACCUGUUUCAUUCUGCUUGAGUAAAACAAAGCAUUUAAUGUAACUGCAACAUUCUGCACUGUAUUUGUCAUUUCUUAUGAGAAUGUCAAGUUUGUGACUCAUAUGUAACCUUUUAUUACUUUGCCAAAGUUAAAUAAAAUUGUGUGACUUUUGUAAACAUUUACCAAUUCUAUUUUACAUUUUAGCAACCUUCCUGUUUUACAAGCAUCUUGAAGAUUUUUUAAAGGUUUUUUUAAAGGUUAUUUUAAAAAAGUGAUUAAAAGUUACAUUUUAAAAAAUCAAAGCAAAAAAAAAAAAAACCAACAAACAAAAAGCCCUCCAUCUCUAUUCACUACAUUUGAGACAUAUUUCUACCAGGAUUAGCCAAAAAUUCCUUAACUUCUGUUUUUGAAGGCGCUCAUGCCCCCACACUUGAUAAUUCUGCAGUUUUACCAUAGCAUGGUGCCCUGACCUCAAGCCCUCUAAAUUUAUUACUGCUGAUUUUUCACUUAACACACAUCUGAAUAAUCCAACCAGUGUGGUCUUGGUGUCACCUUUGCUUACUUUGGGCAUAUUCUGUCCUGAUGAUGUCAGCAGAGCGAGGUAGAAGCCCUAUGCCAAGGAGAUAAAGGCAUCUAGAACAUAAUUUGGUAUGUUCCUUAUUAAAUUGCAUUCCUACAUGCAGUAAGAAGUCUACACAAAGUAAGUGACUAUUUCCUGUUGGCCCCAGGUCACCAACAAAGGAACUCUUGCAAAGCACAACCAGUCAGCAGCUGGUAAGAAGAGCCCAAACCACGAGCGAGCUGAAAGCACUGCCCUGGUCACUGUGUACGUUUUACUGGCCACUAGGCUGGGGUUUUGCUGACUUUGAGCUCAUUUGCAGUGCCAGCAGCUGGUCAGAGUGUUCAGGACAGCUCUGCCUGUCCUGGGAGCUCCCAUCCACCCCAUCCAUCGCAGCACUCAGCUCACAGCACGCUGGGGUUCUUGAGCUAAUUUGCUUUCUUGGGAAGUGUUCAACAAAACCAAUUAAACAACAUCAAAACAAACAAACAAAACUAAGGCCCAAAUAAAAACACCUCUCCCUGAUCCCCCCCAGUGGGUUCCCUGCUGUUCCCAAAGACAUGGAAAAAGAAGCUUCAAACGUGUUAGACUAUAGAAACUGAGUUGCCAUCAAAAAGAAAUAUACUAUGCUCAUCUUGAGAAUUAAAUUUUUUUAUUUUUGCCAUAGAAAGCUCUAAAAACUAAUAUCACGUGUUGAUUAAUGAAAAGUAGAACACAACUUUAAAAAGUGUUUUAAGGAAAGACUGUACAACUAUAUACAUCACAGACUGGGGAAAACCAAGGAAUGUUUCACACGGAACAUUUCCUAGGCAAUACCUGUAGAACUCAGAAUUCAAUGUAUAUAGUUGUCAGCUUCUGCAUCUUUUUAUAAGCUGCAUGCCUUAACAGAACAAAAUAAAUAAGCAGUAGGUGUUAUUCAAUAUUUAUUUAGUUCACAUAGCGGAAUGUUAUGGUAUGUAUCCCCAAAGAAACCAGACAGUGAGGAUGCAGCCACCAUUACCAUAUUCUGCAGCAGAUCUGUUAAUGGUUUUCUAUGUAUAAUAAAUGACUGUGAGGUUUGCUACCUUAGUCUGUUGAAAUUUUUCAUUUCUAUAUAAAUGCUUUGUCAGAUUCAGCAUUUUUCUUCCAUCAUCCCAAAGCCAAUUUCUUAAUAUUUACAUAAGUUUUUUCAUUAAGUUAAACUGGAAGUUAAAUGCUUACAAAAACAAACAAAAACACAAAUGUAAGUGCAAUAGCCAGAAAUCUAAAUAUAAAAGCUUACUCAUGGCCCCAUAAAAAGUUUUCAAAGAAUGGAUUUAACAUGUUUCCAAACCAAUAAAUACUGGAAGUGAAAUUAAAAAAAUGCUUUACAUACCUCUGGACUUUGGAUAUCAAAAUCACUUCCAAGGAAAACUGAAGACCCUGAGACACAUGCAAGCACGAGUCUUCUAGCAAAAAUAGUUACAAAGCCCUAAUUUUCCAGUUUUCCUCCAAAAAGAGACCUUUACUAGGCACAGUUUAAUUUAAGGUUUUAAAUAUAUCAGCAGCAAAUAGUGAUAGCCAUUAUGUUUAAUUCUGCACUUUGUAAUGUAUGCUUAAUUCCAGAUCCCAACACAAGCCACUUACUUAAGAGUUGGGCUCAAUGUUCCUUGUGGGUCCCUUCCAACUCAAGACUGUUCUGUGAUUAAACAUGUGUCAUGUCAAUAACAAAAAUAACAUUGCAUUUGUCUCGUCACAAAGUUGAGGAAGUCCCACGACAGCACCAGCCAGCUGCUCCACACAGGCAAUGCACACUCACGUCCCAUGAGGAUAACGCGUGACUGCAGGAACGCCACCUCAGUUACACCCCACAUUUAAAGCAUGGCCCGUUAUAUUCAAAGGGGUCAGCAGUAUGAUCUGGAAAUAAUCAGGUAUAUCACGUUCUUGGCUGACAAAGGAGAAGUGCUGAGCAUCACAUGCACCAUGUAAAAAAUCCUCCUCCCAUCACUGCUCGCGUGGAUUUCUGGCAUCGUUUUUGUAGCUCAACUUAGAUUUGAACUGUUUACCAUUUAAGUGCCUUUCUGUGAAAAGUACUGCAUGUCUAAAACCUUUGAGAGUCAUAAAAUCAAGAUACUAGCUUAAAACAUGAAAAAGAAAAGAGAAACCUGUAACUGCAAUUUAAGCAAUUAAAGGUUUCCAUAACUAGCACUAUGCACAAUAGUCUUUCCCAGUCACUUCUAGAACUUGAGGGGUUUUCAUAUUACCAUUUACAAAAAUUCAACAAGUCACUAACGCUGAAAUGCUAAACUAGGACUCCAGUAAACAGCUGUUUUUCUCUACCAUUUCCUGAUCAAGUUGGACAUCUAAUUCAUCUUUUAACUGUUAAAAUAGGCACCAAAUGCAAGGAGAGUAAAAUGGCAACAUAAUAAACCCAAACCUGGAAACAGCUGACAACUAGACAACUGCAGAGAAAUUAUACUUUGGGUCAUGGUGAAUAAAGGGUAUUUUCUGGUUGUUGGUUUAGACCUCAUCUUCCAAAAUGUAAAAAUGGGGGUGAGUGUGGGGGGAAAUCCAAAUCCCUGUUACACUUGAAGAUCUAGCCAAACAGGCAUACAGGAUCUUCAGCAGUCUCAGUGCUAAACCAAUACAGCACUUACAUGAAUUCAUAGCUUUGAGAAGCCUUCAGCAAAAAACAAAUAAUAUUUUUAUAAUUUCAAAAUUCUGGACUGAAGCCCUUCCUCUUGAAGUGG